Molecule: messenger RNA, 1130 nt
Organism: Prosopis cineraria
Lineage: Eukaryota; Viridiplantae; Streptophyta; Magnoliopsida; Fabales; Fabaceae
Exons: 3
Coding region: 133-894 (253 amino acids)
Source: RefSeq, a predicted model, not a curated record
CUUUUUUUAUUUGUUUACUAUUGAUUUCUCUAUGUUGAUUUGAUAAUCAACAGAGAACUUCAUCGUGGUUCUAAUAAGUUCUGACAUCACAAACAUCUCAAGUUCAAGAACCUCAUAGAUUUAUCGUUAACAAUGACGACGACAACAACAUCAUCAUCAUCAACCACAUCAAAAAUGAGCUUGAAGCUUUUAGUUGACAUAAAGGUUGAUAGAGUUCUCUUCGCCGAAGCAUCCAAAGAUUUCGUUGACUUCCUCUUUAACCUCCACCGCCUACCGAUCGGUGCUGUCACGAACCUCCUAACCAAAACCAACAUGGUGGGUUCAUUAGGCAAGCUUUAUGAAAGUAUCGAGAAUCUCAGUAGCACAUACUUACUACAACAGAGCCAAGACAAAGACAUGUUAUUGAAACCAACAACCCUAAUCCCACCUGGCUUCCUCUUGCUACCAAAUUUCAAAGGGAAUAGUGAGGUGUAUGAGCCUCCUAAGCUUUACAGGUGCAGUUGGGGUAGUAGGUGUUCUAACUAUGUGACUCUGGUUGUGAACACUUUAUGUCCAAAUUGCGAUCGUUUGAUGAACGAUUCUGUGACAUAUGCGGGGAAGAAGAAGAUGGAACUGAAAGGUUCAGGUGGGGAGGAUGGGUUUGUGAAGGAGGCUGUGACAUAUACAAUAAUGGAUGAUCUUGUGGUUCUACCUACGUCUCCUAUCUCGUGUCAUGCUUCGCUCAACAAGUUCAACAUCAAAGACAUCAGUUCAAUACAAGAAAUGGUUGUUGAGUUUGGAAUCCAAGAGGCUAUCCAACUGCUAGAGGCUUCUCUACAGAGCAGAAAUGUUUUAACAAGUGUUUUCCUCAAGGAUAUCAAGUUCAAGAAAGAAUCAAAUAUGAUCCUUCAAUAAUGCCACAAUGUGUGUGUCAAAUAGUAUUACCUAUGUGAUUCCAAUUAACUGUUCUUUGUCAUGGAUAAUUAAGUAGGUGUGCUUAUUAAAUAUAAAUUAGAAUGGAUGUAAAUAAAAAAAAAAGGGUGAGUUAAAAUUGUCAUGUGCAUUCCUAAGUCCCCAUUGUAUUAUUCUUUGUGUGCUUUGUUGUAAUUGUUACUUUUGAAAUGAAUUUGGUUGCUUUUUUAUAUUGGCUA